AUGCAGGGAGAACCGCCGGGGAGAACCACGAGGGAGAACCGCCAGGGGAACCGCCUGGUGAGGGAGAACCGCCUGGGGAGAACCGCCAAGGGAGAACCGCGAGGAGAACAGAGGGAGAACAAAGGGAGAACCGCCUGGGAGAACCACGAGGGAGAACAGAACCGCCUGGGAGAACCACGAGGGAGAACCACGAGGGAGAACCGCUGGGAGAACCACGAGGAACCGAUGGGAAACCACGAGGGAGAACGAAAGGGAGAACCGCCUGGGAGAACCUGGGAGAACCACGAGAGAACCGCCAGGGAGAACCACGAGAGGGAACCGCCAUUGGAGAACUUGAGAGAACCGCCAGGGAGAACCCGAAGGGAAGGAGAACCGCCUGGGAGGAGAGAACCGCCAGGAGAACGAGGGGCCAAGGAGGGGAGAACCACGAGGGGGAACGCGGGAGCCCGGGAGAACCGCAUGGGAGAACCACGAGAGGGGAAACAGGAGCAUUACUUUAGUCAAUCAAACACGUCGAUCAGAUACCCAGCAUUAGGGAGAUUGGUCGUCGCGUGA
This is a messenger RNA of Penaeus vannamei (Pacific white shrimp), 555 nucleotides long. The record is from RefSeq and is a predicted model, not a curated record. NCBI's taxonomy places the organism in Eukaryota, Metazoa, Arthropoda, Malacostraca, Decapoda, Penaeidae.